Messenger RNA from Cercospora beticola, 1346 nucleotides. RefSeq names its product cleavage polyadenylation factor subunit FIP1 (gene FIP1). NCBI's taxonomy places the organism in Eukaryota, Fungi, Ascomycota, Dothideomycetes, Mycosphaerellales, Mycosphaerellaceae. Gene Ontology annotation, cellular component: mRNA cleavage and polyadenylation specificity factor complex. The record is from RefSeq and is a predicted model, not a curated record.
CAAUAGCUCAAAGCCAAGCCACUUUCAUCCGCCACGAAUCCACGACCGACGCGACGCGAUGGAGGACGAGGAAGACGAUUUCUAUGGCGGAGGUGGCGACGGCAUCAAACAAGAGGAGCAGACAGCAACGAACGCAGGGGAACAUGAAAAGGACGCGAUGGACGUAUCUGAGGACGAAGACGACGAUAGUAGCGACGACGACGUACAAUUCACCUUAGAACGUCCAGAAGGCGCAAAAGCCGAACCGCCUCCCGGAUCAAAAGCAGCAAAGGCACAGAAGAAGGAACCACCCUCGAAAGCUGUCAAAAUUGAAUCAGAUAAGAGAGGCGGUACGCCGGUGAAGAGGGAAGAUGCGCCUCGAGCUGGCUCGGCAGCACCGCCCACUGCCAUCAAGGGCGUCCUCACACACAAUAGCAAGGAAGGUAGGGACUUUCCCGAAGUCCGCACAAGCCAGCUCGAUAUCAACCAGGUCCCAGUAUGGACAAAUGGGAAACCCAUCGUAGCAGUCGACAUCGACGCUGAUCUCGCCGAACACUCGAAACCUUGGCGAUUACCUGGUACCGAUCAGACCGACUACUUCAACUACGGCUUCGACGAGUACACAUGGACGCAGUACAGUCUACGGCAGCAAGAAAUGACUGGAACCAUCGGCCAACUUAAGCAGGAAGAUGCGUCAUUGAAGGCUAUGCUUGGUGUGGGUGGACAACAACAGAGUGGGCCGCCGCCUGACAUGAUGGGCAUGGACCCACAUAUGAUCGCGCAGCAGUCCGGAAUUCCGCUCGAAUUUGUGCAGCAAUUUAUGUCGCAGGGCGGUAUGCCUCCAGGUAUGGGAGGACCAGGGAUGGGGAUGCCGCCUGGAGGACCACAAGGCUUUGGGCAAGGGCCAGGAGUGGGUAAUGACAGUGGGACAUCACCGCACCCACAACCUGGCCAAGGCUUUCAGCCUCCCCAGGGUCCUGCUGCAGGCAAUAUGAGUAUGGAAGGGCUCAGUCCACAACAGAUGGCCAUCUUUCAGCAAGAGCAGCAGCAACAGAUGGGCGGCGGCGGCGGUGGUGGGGGUGGACACCGAGGAGGUAGGAGAGGGAGGGGCAGAUGGUAAGCCGCGAGCGUACCUGGCAGACGAAAACGCGACAUUGAAGUAAAUUGAGUUGUGCCCAUGCUGUACCGCGCAGACACAUCCAAUACGGUUGCGGCGUGUCGAGAGGUUUCACGGCCGCUCUCGAGGCUUAUGCUACCGUCGCAGCUUGGGAAUGCUGAAGAGAUACGAAGAAAUACCCAGAAUUUCAUGAUUUGGCUGUGACACUUCAAAACUGGCGACCAGCAGACUGGUCUGUGAUCAUCACCCC